Molecule: messenger RNA, 7505 nt
Organism: Rattus norvegicus (Norway rat)
Lineage: Eukaryota; Metazoa; Chordata; Mammalia; Rodentia; Muridae
Gene: F5
Product: coagulation factor V
Exons: 25
Coding region: 145-6708 (2187 amino acids)
Cellular component (GO): extracellular region; platelet alpha granule
Molecular function (GO): copper ion binding
Source: RefSeq, marked validated
AGAGUGAUACAGCCACCACUGGGGACAGGGACACUCACUGCGCCCAACAGCUUCUUAGUCCUCCAGGGAGUCAGGACAGCGCGCAGCAGGGACAGAGCACUGAGCACUGUCAGCCGUGGCAGCGCGCGCGGCAGGACAAGGGCCAUGUUCCUAGUCUGCCCGCGCUUCUUCCUCCUGGUGGUUCUGGGCACCCGAUGGGCGGGCUGGGGCAGCCACCAGGCAGAGGCCGCGCAGCUAAGGCAGUUCUAUGUGGCUGCUCAAGGCAUCCUCUGGAACUACCAUCCUGAGUCCGCAGAUCCAAGUUUGAAUUCUAUACCUUCCUUCAAGAAAAUUGUCUACAGAGAGUAUGAGCCAUAUUUUAAGAAAGAAAAGCCACGAUCUAGCAACUCAGGACUUCUCGGACCAACUUUAUAUGCUGAAGUUGGCGACACCAUCAAGGUUCACUUUAGAAACAAAGCAGACAAACCUCUAAGCAUCCACCCUCAAGGAAUUAGAUACAGCAAAUUUUCAGAAGGGGCUUCUUACCUGGACCACACAUCCCCGGCUGAGAGGAAGGACGAUGCUGUGGCUGCUGGAGAGGAAUACACCUAUGAAUGGUUCAUCGGUGAGGACAGCGGGCCCACACCUGAUGACCCACCAUGCCUCACCCACAUCUACUACUCCUAUGAAAACCUGACCCAGGAUUUCAACUCAGGCCUGAUUGGGCCUCUGCUCAUCUGCAAGGAAGGCACCCUGACUGAGGAUGGGACUCAGAAGAUGUUUGACAAGCAACACGUGCUUCUGUUUGCUGUAUUUGAUGAAAGCAAGAGCUGGAGCCAGUCACCAGCCCUCAUGUACACAGUCAACGGCUUUGUGAAUAGGACAAUGCCAGAUGUAACAGUCUGUGCCUACGAUCAUGUCAGCUGGCAUCUGAUUGGGAUGAGCUCGGGACCAGAAUUGUUUUCUAUUCACUUCAACGGCCAAGUCCUAGAGCAGAACCAACAUAAAGUGUCCACCGUGACUCUGGUCAGUGCGACAUCUACAACUGCCAACAUGACUAUGAGCCCAGAAGGAAAAUGGAUUGUUUCUUCUCUCAUCCCAAAGCAUUAUCAAGCUGGGAUGCAGGCUUAUAUUGACAUUAAAAACUGCCCAAAGAAAACCAGGAGCUCCAAGACGCUCACCCGAGAGCAGCGGCGGCACAUGAAGAGGUGGGAGUACUUCAUCGCCGCAGAGGAAGUCAUUUGGAACUACGCACCUGUGAUACCCGCAAACAUGGACAAACUAUACAAGUCUCUGCAUUUGGAUAACUUCUCAAACCAAAUUGGAAAACAUUACAAGAAAGUCAUUUACAGAGAAUAUAAAGAUGAGACCUUCACCAAACGCAUCGAGAAUCAAAGUAGCAGACAAAGCGGGAUUUUGGGCCCUAUUAUUAAAGCCCAGGUCAGGGACACACUCAAGAUCGUGUUCAAAAACAUGGCCAGCCGACCGUACAGCAUUUACCCGCAUGGGGUGACCUUCUCUCCUUACGAAGAUGGAGUCAAUUCUUCCUCCACCUCAGGCAGUCACACCAUGAUCAAACCAGUUCAACCAGGAGAAACCUUCACUUACAAAUGGAACAUUCUAGAGUUUGACGAACCCACGGAAAAUGACGCCCAGUGCUUAACAAGGCCAUACUACAGUGAUGUGGAUGUUACAAGGGACAUUGCCUCUGGACUGAUAGGGCUCCUUCUAAUUUGUAAGAGCAGGUCCCUGGACCAGAGAGGCAUACAGAGGGUAGCAGACAUGGAGCAGGAGGUCGUGUUUGCUAUGUUUGAUGAGAACAAGAGCUGGUACAUCGAGGACAACAUCAACAAGUUUUGUGAGAAUCCCGAUGAGGUGAAGCGUGAUGACCCCAAGUUUUAUGAAUCAAACAUCAUGAACACUAUCAAUGGGUACGUGCCUGAGAGCAUAUCCACCCUAGGAUUCUGUUUUGAUGAUGCCGUACAGUGGCACUUCUGCAGUGUGGGAACUCAUGAUGACAUUCUGACCGUCCACUUCACUGGGCACUCAUUCAUCUAUGGGAGGAGGCACGAGGACACCUUGACCCUGUUCCCCAUGAGUGGUGAAUCUGUGACUGUCGUGAUGGAUAAUAUUGGAACUUGGAUGUUGACCACCAUGAGUUCCAAUCCAAGACGCAGAAACCUAAGAUUGAGAUUCAGGGAUGUUAAGUGUAACCGGAAUGAUGAUGACGAUGAAGACUCAUAUGAGAUUUAUCAACCUCUUGAACCUACAUCCAUGACAACUCGGAAAAUUCAUGAUUCUGUGGAAAAUGACUUUGGCAUAGAAAACGAAGAUGAUGAUUACCAGUACGAACUGGCGUCAACACUAGGAAUUAGGUCAUUCAGAAAGUCAUUGUUGAAUCCGAAGGAAGACGAGUUCAAUCUCACUGCUCUCGCUCUAGAAAACAGCUCUGAAUUCAUAUCUCUAAGCACAGACGGAGUUGUUGACUCAAAAUCCUCAAGAAACCUUAGUAAGAUCACCAAUAAUAACCUCAACGACUCUCAAAGAACACUUUCUGGCUCAGGAGCCACCAUAGCUGGUAUCCUACUUGGAAACCUUACUGGCUUAGGUAAGAACUCCGUCCUCAACCCUUCAACAGAAUAUCAUUCCAGCUCAUAUUAUGAAAAUGAUAUGGAAGACCCACAGUCGAACAUCACAGUGGUAUACCUACUUCCUCUUGGUGCAAAAGGAUCAGGGAGUCGAGAACAGACUAAACCUAAAACAAUCAAGACAGGAAGACCCCACAGGAUGAAGCACAGGUUCUCCUGGAUGAAAGCUCCAGCCGGAAAAACUGGGAGGCAUUCAAAUCCAAAGAAUACUUCUUCCAGAAUGAAGUCUGAGGAGGACAUUCCUAGUGAUUUGUUACUCUUAAAACAAAAGGUCGCAUCCAAACUUUUGAACAGACAGUGGCAUAUGGCUUCUGAAAAGGGUAGUUAUGAAAUAAUACCAGCAAAUGGUGAAAACACAGAUAUUGAUAAGCUGACAAACAGUCCUCAAAAUCAGAAUAUCUCAACGCCUUGGGGAGCUAGCACCUCUCGCAUAAACACGACAGGGAAGCCAAGUAACCUCCCAACAUUUUCUAGAUUUAGGCAUAAAUCUCCACAUGUAAGACAGGAGGAGGAAAGCGGUGACUUUAAGAAAAGACAGUUGUUCAUCAGGACACGGAAGAAGAAGAAGAACAGGAAGUUUGCACUACACAGUCCUCUGUCUCCAAGGGGCUUUUACCAUCCGAGAAGAGAAGACCAUCCUCCACUUUUAGAUAGAAGACUACUCAAUCAUUCAUUACUACUCCACAAAUCCAAUGAAACAGCUCUUUCCACAGAUCUGAAUCAGACCUCCCCUCCAGUGAGUACUGACAGGUCACUUCCUGACUAUAAUCAGAACCCUUCAAAUGAUACUGAGCAGAUGAGCUCUUCUUUAGACCUUUUUCAGUCAGUGCCACCAGAGGAACACUCUCCAACAUUUCCUACCCAAGAUCCUAAUCAAACACACUCUACCACAGAUCCUAGCUACAGAUCCUCUCCUCCAGAGCCCAGUCAAGGGAUCGAUUAUGACCUAAGCCAUGAAUUUUAUUCUGAUGACAUUAGUCAAACAUCUUUCUUUCCAGACCAAAGUCAAAAGUCACCUCUCACUUCAGAUGAUGGCCAAGCAAUCCCUUCCUCAGACUUAAAUCUCUUUACCAUCUCUCCAGAAUUGGAUCAAACAAUUAUUUACCCAGACCUGGAUCAGUUGUUCCUUUCUCCAGAUGACAUCCAGAAGACCUCCUCCCAAGACCUGGGUCAGGUGACCCUUUCUCCAGAUGAAAACCAAGAGACCUCCUCCCAAGACCUGGGUCAGGUGACCCUUUCUCCAAAUGAAAACCAAGAGACCUCCUCCCAAGACCUGGGUCAGGUGACCCUUUCUCCAGAUGACAUCCAGGAGACCUCCUCCCAAGACCUGGGUCAGGUGACCCUUUCUCCAGAUGAAAACCAAGAGACCUCCUCCCCAGACCUGGGUCAGGUGCCCCUUACCCCAGAUGACAACCAGAAGACUUCCCCAGACCUAGGUCAGGUGCUCCUUUCUCUAGAUGACAAGCAGAAGACUUACUUCCUAGACCCAGGUCAGGUACCCAUCUCCUCAGACCAAAGCUGGGAGACCUCCUCCACUGACCUUAGCCUACUGACUCUCUCUCCGAAAUUUGGUCAGACAGUCAUUUCCCCAGACUUGGAUAAGAUGCCCCUCUCUUCAGACAACAGUCAAGUUACCCUUUCCCCAGACCUCAGCCUCUUGACCCUCUCACCAGAUUUUAAUGAGAUAAUACUAUCCCCAGACAUUGAUCAGGUGACCCUCUCUCCAGACCUCAUCCAGACAAGCCCUGCUCUUAAUCACAGGCACAAAACAUCCUCUGCAGACCCUGGUCAAGCAUCCUACCCCCCAGAUUCUGGUCAGUCUUCACCUCUUCCAGAACUGAAUCAGACUCUUCCUCAUCCAGACCUCAUUCACAUGCAGCCUCCUUUACUAUCUCCCACACCUAAUGACACUUCUUUGUCAAAGACAUUUAACCCCCUUGUUGUAGUAGGUCUCAGUAGAGUUGAUGGAGACGAUGUUGAGAUGAUUCCAAGUGAGGAGCUAGAGAGCAUUGACGAAGAUUAUCCUGAGGAUGACUAUGUAACCUACAAUGACCCCUACAAAACAGACACCAGGGCAAAUGUCAACUCCUCCAGAAACCCUGACACUAUUGCAGCAUGGUAUCUCCGUAGCUUCGGUGGGAACAAAAAAUUCUACUAUAUUGCUGCUGAAGAAAUAUCCUGGGAUUAUUCAAAAUUUGCACCAAGUGAAAUGGACAAUGAAGAAACAGACAACACUCCAAAGGACACCACAUACAAGAAAGUUGUUUUCAGAAAAUACCUUGAUAGUACUUUCACAAGCCGUGAUCCUCAGGGGGAAUAUGAGGAGCACCUUGGCAUUCUUGGCCCUGUAAUACGUGCUGAAGUGGAUGAUGUGAUCCAAGUUCGAUUUAAAAAUUUAGCAUCCAGACCAUAUUCUCUUCAUGCCCAUGGACUUUCCUAUGAAAAGUCCUCAGAGGGAAAGAAUUACGAAGAUGACUCUCCUAAAUGGUUUCAGGAAGAUGAUGCUGUCCAGCCCAAUAGCAGUUACACAUAUGUAUGGCAUGCCACUGAGCGCGCGGGACCAGAGAACCCCGGUUCUGCCUGCCGGGCUUGGGUCUACUAUUCUGCAGUGGAUGUGGAGCGAGACAUCCACUCAGGCUUGAUCGGCCCCCUUCUGAUCUGCCGGAAAGGAACACUUGACAGGGCGAGCAACCUGCCUCUGGACAUGAGAGAGUUUGUCUUGCUCUUCAUGGUCUUUGAUGAGAAGAAGAGCUGGUACUAUGAAAAGUCCAAAGGGUCAUGGAGAAUUGAAUCUCCAGAAGCGAAAAAUUCGCACGAGUUUUACGCAAUUAAUGGGAUGAUUUACAACCUGCCCGGCCUGAGAAUGUAUGAGCAAGAGUGGGUGAGGCUGUACCUGCUGAACAUGGGCGGCCCCCAAGAUAUUCACGUGGUUCACUUCCAUGGCCAGAUCCUGCUGGAUAAUAGGACCAAACAGCACCACUUAGGGGUCUGGCCCCUCUUGCCUGGUUCAUUUAAAACUCUUGAAAUGAAGGCAUCCAAGCCUGGCUGGUGGCUCCUAGACACAGCGGUUGGAGAAAACCAGAUAGCUGGCAUGCAAACACCAUUCCUUAUCAUAGACAAAGAGUGCAAGAUGCCAAUGGGUCUAAGUACUGGUGCCAUAUCUGACUCACAGAUCAAGGCUUCAGAAUAUCUGACUUAUUGGGAGCCCAGAUUAGCACGAUUAAACAAUGGCGGCUCAUAUAAUGCUUGGAGUAUAGAAAAAUCUGCAUUAGAUUUUCCCAUUAAACCUUGGAUCCAGGUGGACAUGGAGAAGGAAGUUGUAGUCACCGGGAUACAAACCCAAGGUGCUAAAUACUACCUCAAGUCUUGCUUUACCACGGAAUUCCAAGUGGCUUACAGCUCUGACCGAACCAACUGGCAGAUCUUCAGAGGGAACAGCAUGAAAAGCGUGAUGUCUUUUGCUGGCAAUUCAGAUGCCUCUACGAUAAAAGAGAAUCGAUUUGACCCACCUAUUGUGGCUAGAUACAUUAGGAUACAUCCCACGAAAUCCUAUAACAGACCCACCCUUCGGUUGGAGCUGUUGGGCUGUGAGGUGAACGGAUGCUCCACACCACUGGGCCUGGAAGAUGGAAGGAUACAAAACAAGCAAAUUACUGCAUCUUCAUUUAAAAAGUCAUGGUGGGGAAGCUACUGGGAGCCUUCCCUUGCCCGCCUGAAUGCCCAGGGCCGAGUGAAUGCCUGGCAAGCCAAGGCAAACAACAACAAGCAGUGGUUACAAAUUGAUCUGCUCAAAAUCAAGAAGGUAACGGCCAUCGUAACUCAGGGUUGCAAGUCUCUGUCCUCUGAGAUGUAUGUGAAGAGCUACAGCAUCCUGUACAGUGACCAGGGUGUCUCCUGGAAACCCUACCGGCAGAAAUCCUCCAUGGUGGACAAGAUUUUUGAAGGGAAUAGCAAUACCAAAGGGCAUAUGAAGAACUUUUUCAACCCACCUAUUAUUUCCAGAUUUAUCCGAAUCAUUCCUAAAACAUGGAACCAAAGUAUUGCACUUCGCCUGGAACUCUUCGGCUGUGACAUUUAUUAGAAUUAAAUACAAAAGAAAAAAAAAGGAAAAGAGAAUAAACACUGAAGAAACUCCUUCAGGCUUAAGUUAUUUAGAGCAGGCAAUAUAGUACUGGUAUUUUAAAUGUUAACAAACUUUCUGCUAUUUUUUCUAGUUGAGAAUAAAGUUUAUAUGAGAUGCUUUUAUAAUGUUCCUUUACCGCUGCCAUCGAGACAGCGGCUAUUAUUUUUUUCACUGAUUUGGUUAUAAAUGGGAAAAUAUUAAGACCCGGCAAGACUAUGACUGUCUUUCACUCUGAUUAAAGAUAUUAUAUAAUGUAAUAGUUAGAUAAUGAAAUGUGAUUCACUCUGGCUCUUUUAAAUCCUGUAGACAUUAGUGAAAGAGAUAUUGCUUUUGGAAACUUUUCAUGAACCCAGAAAACCUUUAUUUCUUUAUUUUUCUUUUAAAAGCAAACUGUAAUCUGUAAACAAUGGAAACAAAAAUAGUUGAGUUUUUUUUAAUACUAGGGAAAAAUAUCUUGUUGUAAUUAAGCAAGAACUUAAAAUAGCCAGGGUUGGGCUGGCUGGGUGGGCAAAAGUGCUUGCUGCCAAAACAAAACAACAGCAAACACAAAACAAAACAAAACAAAGCAAAACAAAACAAAACAAAACAAAACAAACAACCCUGGACAACCUGAGUCCCAGUCCCAAAACCCACGGUGAAAGGAGAGAACAUAUUCCAGAAAGCGGCCCUCUGACUUCUGCAUGCAGCUGUGGCACAUGCGUGCCCCCACGCCCGUGUACAAGCUAACCGUAAAUAAAAUAUUUUUAAAGCCUGUC